GCUGCACUCGCCUCUUCUUUUCCGCUUCCGGUGUCCCCCACAGCCAUGGCCGCCGCCGCCGCCGCCGGCCCUGGGGCCCCCCUCUCCCCGGACGAAUUGCUUCCGAAAGGCGAUGCCGAGAAGCCUGAGGAAGAGCUGGAGGAAGACGACGACGAGGAGCUAGAUGAAACCCUAUCGGAGAGACUGUGGGGUCUGACGGAGAUGUUCCCGGAGAGGGUCCGGUCCGCGGCUGGAGCCACUUUUGAUCUUUCCCUCUUCGUGGCUCAAAAAAUGUACAGGUUUUCCAGGGCAGCCUUGUGGAUUGGAACCACUUCCUUCAUGAUCCUGGUUCUUCCGGUCGUCUUUGAAACUGAGAAGUUGCAGAUGGAGCAACAGCAGCAGCUGCAGCAACGGCAGAUACUUCUAGGGCCUAAUACAGGGCUGUCAGGAGGAAUGCCUGGGGCUCUACCUUCACUUCCCGGAAAAAUCUAGAUUGCUACUGCUAUAUUUGAGCUGUCUUGGUGGAAGAAGUUUGAAAAUUCAAUAGUGUUUGAACUGCUGAUUAUUGGAUUUUUUUUUUUUUUUAAACUUUGGCACAUUGCUCUAUAAACCUGGUGGCAGGAAUUCUCCCCACAUUGGCUCAUGGAGAGACUCCUCACUUGCAGCUGUGCCCUCCACUGUCCUAUUUCUUCUCUCCUCAUGCUGAUACCAGAGUGCAGCAACGCAGACGGUUACUCCAGCUCUGGCCACCCCACCCCCCUCACUAAAUUACUCCUGGUGGAAGAUCUCACAAUUCCAUUGCUGGGGUGGGAAACUGAUGCUGUGGAGAAGGACGUGCCCCUGACCAUUAACAAUAGAAUGGAGAUGCUGGGGAAGGGUAUGCACACAAGAUAAAAUACAAAAUGCAUUAAUUACAGCUCUGCUGCAAAGCAGCCACUGUGAAUUUCUGAAAGGAUGGAGGGAGGGCUGGCAGCUUCAGCCACAAGAUGGGGACUGGAGGACAGAGCAGGAGCUCAUUUCCUCCAAUAUUUCGGCUGUUAGCCUUGUGUGUAUAUGUGUCUAAAAAGGAAAAAAAAAAAGUCAGUGCUCACUUUUUGUAUUUAAAUAUUAAAAAAAGAUGAUUCCAACAACAAAAAAAA
Messenger RNA from Cervus elaphus (red deer), 1118 nucleotides. RefSeq names its product translocase of outer mitochondrial membrane 22 (gene TOMM22). Lineage: Eukaryota; Metazoa; Chordata; Mammalia; Artiodactyla; Cervidae. Bases 46 to 471 code for a protein of 141 amino acids. Gene Ontology annotation, cellular component: mitochondrial outer membrane. The record is from RefSeq and is a predicted model, not a curated record. The transcript is spliced from 4 exons. Gene Ontology annotation, biological process: intracellular protein transport.